UGAUAAUAAAAAUAGAGAAAUAUAACUGAUAAGAUUCAAUGUUGUGAGUUGUGAGUUGUCUACUUGUGUAGUUGAGUUUUGAGAAUAACUAAUUAAAUUUUAAUACUUGGGUAGUUGACAAAAUUACAGUUAAUAUAAUUGUUAUUUCUGCAAUUUAGCUGUCAAUCUCCUCAAGUUGUUAUUGAUAUUUUGAUUCAUAUUCCGUGGGCAUUCCAGUUGAUUAUUUUUGAAAAUUGUACAUUUACCUAACAUCAGUCUAUACAAAAGAUGACAGAUAUAGUGAAACAAGCAGAGUCUUAUGAGGCAAAUGAAUUGUUCGACAUCAAAAACUCAUACUACAUCGGAAACUACCAACAAUGUAUUAAUGAUGCUCAGAAAGAACCGCCAAACUAUGGAAAUUUACGUCUACAACGAGACAUAUUCAUGUACCGUGCUUACUUGGCACAAAAAAAAUAUGGCAUUGUACUAGCAGAAAUAAAAACUAAUUCACCUGCAGAACUAAAACCCUUUAAACUGUUAGCAGAGUAUUUGCAAACUCCUGGUAAUAGGAAUUCUAUUUUGAAAACAUUGGAACAAGAAUUGGAAAAUAUGUAUGAAAUAAAUCAUUCUCUUGUUAUUGUUGCAACAACAAUUUACAAUCAUGAACAUAAUUAUGAAUCUGCUCUAAGAGUCCUUAAAAAUGAUGACACUCUUGAAGGUGUGACAUUGGCUUUGAUAAUAUAUUUGAGAAUGAAUCGAGUAGAUUUAGCAUCAAAAGAAUUUAAAAAGUUAAAAGAAAAGGACGAAGAUGCAACAUUAACACAAAUGGCUCAAGCUUGGUUAAACUUAGCAUUGGGCGGAGACAAAUUGCAAGAAGCUUAUUACAUAUUUCAAGAACUAACAGACAAAUAUGGAGUGACUGCUUUGUUGUUGAAUAGUCAGUCAGUAUGUUAUAUUGGUCAAUGUGAAUAUAAAAAAGCUGAGGUUACAUUACUAGAUGCUUUAGAAAAAGAUAGUAAUGAUAUUGAUUCUCUAGUAAAUUCGUUGUUUAUUUCUGUCCAUAUGAAAGUAUCAGCUGAUGUUACUAAAAGGCAGUUAAAUAUGCUGCGAGAUGCUUAUCCUAAUUCUGACUUUAUUGAAACAUACAAUAAAAAAGAAGCUGAAUUUGAUUCAUUGUCCCAAGCAUACCAACAAUAAUUUUCUUUUAAAAAGUUACAUUUAUAAUCUAAAUUAUAUAUUAUUUUUAUUUGCUUCAAAAUGUUAAGCUAUUUUGUAAUUUGAGAAAGUAUUAUAUUCAAAAAAUAGAUUGAAA
Myzus persicae (green peach aphid) is the source of this 1291-nucleotide messenger RNA. It is a transcript of the gene epsilonCOP, whose product is annotated as coatomer subunit epsilon. Gene Ontology annotation, biological process: intra-Golgi vesicle-mediated transport; retrograde vesicle-mediated transport, Golgi to endoplasmic reticulum; endoplasmic reticulum to Golgi vesicle-mediated transport. Gene Ontology annotation, molecular function: structural molecule activity; protein binding. Gene Ontology annotation, cellular component: COPI vesicle coat. NCBI's taxonomy places the organism in Eukaryota, Metazoa, Arthropoda, Insecta, Hemiptera, Aphididae. The record is from RefSeq and is a predicted model, not a curated record. The transcript has 7 exons. Bases 268 to 1176 code for a protein of 302 amino acids.